Ctenocephalides felis (cat flea) is the source of this 552-nucleotide messenger RNA. RefSeq lists its product as uncharacterized. Lineage: Eukaryota; Metazoa; Arthropoda; Insecta; Siphonaptera; Pulicidae. Bases 1 to 552 code for a protein of 183 amino acids. The transcript is spliced from 6 exons. The record is from RefSeq and is a predicted model, not a curated record.
AUGCUCAAAAUAAGCUUGUUUGCAUAUUUGUUGAUAACUGUGGAGUUUCAUAAUCCAGCUUUCACACUGGAACUAAAUGAAUCUAAUUUGAAAUUAGUAUUUGCGAUUGUUCGAAAUGGUGAGCAUUAUCCUGAUAAAUAUGCUUUGGAAUAUGAAAAACGAUUUAAUAAAUAUACAUUCCAACCAGGUGAACUAUUACAGUUAGGUAAAGAAACUAUGUAUGAUGUUGGGAAAAAACUGAGAGAAAGAUAUAAUGAAUAUUUGGGUGAUCACUCUCUUACAAAAUAUCUCGUUAAAUCCUCUGGAGUGAAAAAUAAAUUUUCAAAAAGAACUUUGGAGAGCGCUCUCAUUUUGCAAGAAGGAUUGAGGAAAUCUGAACAGAAAUAUGUUCUAAAUCGAAAUUGGACUGAAAGACAAUGGUCGACUGUUGAAGAUCCAAAUUACACUGACAGAGCUAGUUACUAUUAUUACAAUUGCGAUAAAUAUUUGGAAGAACAAAACAAAAUACUACAACGAGAACUAAGAGAAAAGAACUACAACCAAACAAGUUGA